This is a messenger RNA of Metopolophium dirhodum (rose-grain aphid), 2760 nucleotides long. Its product is annotated as facilitated trehalose transporter Tret1-like. NCBI's taxonomy places the organism in Eukaryota, Metazoa, Arthropoda, Insecta, Hemiptera, Aphididae. Gene Ontology annotation, cellular component: membrane. Bases 391 to 1899 code for a protein of 502 amino acids. Gene Ontology annotation, biological process: transmembrane transport. The record is from RefSeq and is a predicted model, not a curated record. Gene Ontology annotation, molecular function: transmembrane transporter activity. The transcript is spliced from 8 exons.
AAGUCGAGUUGAUGAAUGGCGUGGCACAAUAUCAUACUGCGUGGAAUUCAUUUUAUCGUAACAGUAAUACGCUAUGCAGCGAGGAAACCCAAAAACGUAUUGUCUCAGUUUGUGGUUUAACGACAAUCGCAGUUUACUAUCAUUUAUUUAGUUGUAAUGCGACAGCGGUUGUUUCCAUUUCCCGGCUGUUGUAAUUGUAAUAUUAUUGUCGAUAAUAUCAAAUCAUCAUAAUUAUUAAUACGUUCGCGUGAUAAUCGUCUGCUGCAGUAAACAACGUCUGGAUCUGCCUUUCUGCGUUAACCGUCGAAGACCAUCCCUAAAGUCAUUGACUGCACUUAGUUUCUACCCCGAGCAGUGUUAUAAGUCUGGAGGAGGCGAGACCAUACUAUAAUGGGGAAAUUUCCCUUGGCCCACGCAGUUACCGACAUACGAUGCGAGAACGACUCGGAAGCAAAAGUUACGUAUGGCAGAAAGGCUACCAUUGCUCAGCUACUUGCUACGAUGGUUCAGAGUUUAUUACUGGUAAACGUUGGAAUGGAGUUGGCAAUGGCUACAGUCGUGAUCGGUUCACUUUACAAAAAUCCAAAUGCCGAAUUUUUAAUAACUGAUUCCGAGUCGUCUUGGUACGGAAGUAUACUCUAUUUGUGUCAGCCGAUCGGGAGUUGCCUGUCCGGGUACGCGCAGAAACACUUCGGAAAGAAGUCUUGCGUGGUUCUGGCUUGCGUCCCCAGCAUAUUCGGCUGGAUACUGUUGUUUUACGCCAACUCGGUUACCAUGUUGUACUGGUCGACCAUAACGAUGGGAAUGGGCUUGGGCUUCAACGACGGCCCGGCGUACUCGUACAUCGGAGAGAUUUGCGAACCCAGACUCCGGGGAAUCAUGGCAUGCGUGGUAAACAUGGCGUGCCUGAUAGGCGUCCUGUCCAGCUACGGGCUGAGUUACGUUUUCCACUGGAAGACUGUGGCCGCGAUGAACGCCCUGUGUCCGGUCAUGUGUCUGACGUUCGUGGCAUUUAUACCGGAAAGCCCGAUUUGGUUGCUGUCCAAAGGCAGAAACGAAAAGGCCAUGGACGCCAUUUGUUGGCUGAGAGGAUGGGUAGAUCCUUGCGUGGUCGCCACCGAGUACCAAGAAUUGAUGUUUUAUUACAAGACGUCCGUCGACCAAUCAAAAGCGAUAAAAGCUUCGAAAGGACUGUUUUCGUCGUUUUCGUGGAUCAAGAGCGCUUCGGUGUACCGACCACUGCGAUUGGUCACUGUUUACUAUGUAUUCACGUUGAUUUCGUGUCUGACACCCUGCCGUCCUUAUAUCGUCAAAUUAAUGUACGAAUCGGGAGUGAAAGAUACCCACAGUAUAUCCUUAGUGCUUUUCGGAUUUAUGCAAUUGGCCGGAAGCGUGGGACUUACUUUAACGGUGCGGAAAUUGGGCAAACGAAUGUUGACUUUAUCGACGUUGUGCAUAAACACGCUGGCAAUAUUCAUGUUCGCUGUAUACUUCUUGUGUAUCAAUUCUAAAUUGAUUGAAACCGGAGCCUACGUGCCAAUGGUGCUCUACUCGAUCAUCAUGUUCUCUGGAGCUAUGGGCAUGUUGACAGUGCCUUGGACGUUGGUCAGCGAGAUAUAUCCUAACGAAGCCAAAGGAUUCGCAUCGAGUCUGACCACUGCAAUUUUUUACAUCCUAACGUUUUCCGCGACCAAAGUGUAUUUAAGCGUUGAAAACACUUUGGGCCUAACCAAUACCUUCUUCAUGAUGGCAGCUUCAAGUUUUGUUGGGUUCGUAUACCUCUACAGAAAUAUGCCGGAGACCGAGAACAAAACUUUUAUGGAAAUCGAGGAAUUUUUUGUACCCAAAAAGGAGCAAACUUCAGCCGAGCUGAUACCCGGAUCCCGGGCCGUUUGUUGAUAUAUUAAUUUUACAUUAACGGUUCGGUAUUAAAAAGUUACCUUGGACGAUGUAUAUACAAAUUUGAGUCAUUAAAUUCUGAUUGUGCUAUUAUCCUGCGUGACGGUUACAAAUUUACAAUGGUAUUAUUUAUGGGAUUUGUAUUGUUAUAUUAUUGAAACAUCAAAUUCUAUAAAUACGUGUUUUAUGUACCCAAUAAUAUGCAACGAGUAAGAACUGUUCUGAUAUGUAAAAUAAUUCAAAUUUCUAGAUUUGAGUUUGAACACAACUUUUAUUACAUUUUAGCACUCGUUUAUAUUAAAUAUUUACUAUACGUUAUAUAAUAUUCCAUGUUAGAACUUGUGAUUAUUAUUAUUUUUGAAAGCAACUACUUAAACAAACUUUUUUUUUUGUUAUUGGUUUUAUGUUUAUGUUUCACUUUUUAUUUAGAGAAUUUUGUACAAAAUUAUUUUAAAAAUGCAAUCAUCUUCUUUAAUAUAUAAACCAUGAUUUAUAUUAUAUAAUAAACUAUUAUCAACUUUUUUGAACUUUUUUGGUCACGAAAUAUACUAAAAUCGGCCAAUUUAGGGCCAACUUGUUAUCUAAUAUAGAUAUAAAUUAACUUAUUAAUUUAUUGGGAACGUAGUUUUAAUUGUGGCGACAUAAAAACAUUUUAAUGGAUCAUAUUAUAUUAGGUACUUAGUAUUAUUAUUAUUAUUUUUUUCGUAGUUAAUUUUAUAUAAAUUAUAAAUAGGUAUGUACAAUAUAAUAUUGUAUUAAUUUAAUUUUGGAUAUUGCUUCUAUCAUUAAUAUUUGUUAUCAAAUGUGUUAAUAUAUGUAUAUAAAUAGUAUAAAAAUAAAAAUACUUUGUGUACAAAAUAA